AUGUCGUCCUUCAAUCCUAACAACGUGGAUCUUGACACGGUUGACCCCGUGGAUGUUAUCUGUUACCUUAAUGCCUCAGAAAAUGGCUAUGAUGGUCGUUUAGGCGCGCGUAUAUCCGCAAUCUUCGUGAUUCUUAUUGUCUCAACCGCCGUUACCUUCUUCCCAGUCAUCGCCAAGCGCGUUCCUCGCCUCCAUAUCCCCUUGUACGUCUACCUCUUUGCACGCUACUUCGGCGCGGGGGUCAUUGUGGCGACGGCCUUUAUCCAUCUUCUGGAUCCGGCCUAUGACGAGAUUGGACCGGCCUCCUGUGUCGGCAUGACCGGUAACUGGGGGGACUACUCGUGGUGCCCAGCGAUUGUCCUUGCUUCUCUCAUUGCCAUUUUCCUCCUAGACUUCGGCGCCGAGAGGUACGUAGAGGUCAAAUACGGGAUCUGUCGAGAAGACCCGGAGCCAAUCAUGACCAGUACAGCAAGCAACCACAUGGCGCCUGUCGCUAAAGGCAACCAGGCCUUGGAGAAAAAGGAGGCCGCGCUUGAAUCGCAAUCCGUUGAUGAGUCAUUCGUGGACCGAUCAUUCAAACAGCAGAUUGCUGCAUUCCUGGUCCUCGAAUUUGGGGUCAUCUUCCACUCCGUCAUCAUUGGCUUGAACCUUGGUGUGACUGGAGAAGAGUUUUCAACCCUAUAUCCUGUCCUAGUUUUCCAUCAGUCGUUUGAGGGACUCGGUAUUGGGGCCCGAAUGUCCGCAAUCCCUUUCCGCAAAGGCAGCUGGCUGCCCUGGAUACUGUGCAGUCUCUAUGGACUGACAACCCCGAUAUCUAUCGCUAUUGGACUCGGCGUCAGAACAACCUACAACUCGGGCUCCUACACCGCAAAUGUUGUCUCGGGUGUUCUGGACGCCAUCUCUGCGGGCAUCCUCAUCUACACUGGAUUGGUAGAACUGUUGGCGCGCGAUUUUCUUUUCGAUCCUCAUCGUACGCGGGAUAACAAGCGACUCACCUUCAUGGUGAUUUCGAUGCUCCUCGGGGCUGGUGUGAUGGCGCUUCUGGGCAAGUGGGCUUAG
Messenger RNA from Aspergillus alliaceus, 1059 nucleotides. RefSeq names its product Zinc/iron permease. The record is from RefSeq and is a predicted model, not a curated record. Lineage: Eukaryota; Fungi; Ascomycota; Eurotiomycetes; Eurotiales; Aspergillaceae. Gene Ontology annotation, biological process: zinc ion import across plasma membrane. Gene Ontology annotation, cellular component: plasma membrane. Bases 1 to 1059 code for a protein of 352 amino acids. Gene Ontology annotation, molecular function: high-affinity zinc transmembrane transporter activity. The transcript has a single exon.